AUGUGUGCCAAAUAUUUAUCUGAACAAAUAAAAAAAACUUUUGAAUAUGUGUUGUAUAUUGUAAAUUCAUCUGUAAACAAUGGUUACAAUCUUGAUUAUUUUCGUUUUGAAUGUAAUGAUUUAUUUGAAAUUUUGAAUGCUGAUUUAUUGGAAGUAAAUGAUGAGAUGGAUGUUUGGAUUCUUCUUAAACGAUGGAUUUUGAUGAAUCGUAAAAAAUGUAGCCAUAUUGUCGUCAACUAUUGA
This is a messenger RNA of Brugia malayi, 243 nucleotides long. RefSeq lists its product as uncharacterized. Lineage: Eukaryota; Metazoa; Nematoda; Chromadorea; Rhabditida; Onchocercidae. The transcript is spliced from 3 exons. The record is from RefSeq and is a predicted model, not a curated record. Bases 1 to 243 code for a protein of 80 amino acids.